This is a messenger RNA of Penicillium cinerascens, 1770 nucleotides long. RefSeq names its product GMC family oxidoreductase. The transcript is spliced from 3 exons. The record is from RefSeq and is a predicted model, not a curated record. Gene Ontology annotation, molecular function: oxidoreductase activity, acting on CH-OH group of donors; flavin adenine dinucleotide binding. Lineage: Eukaryota; Fungi; Ascomycota; Eurotiomycetes; Eurotiales; Aspergillaceae. Bases 1 to 1770 code for a protein of 589 amino acids.
AUGCGCAACCUCGCAGGCCUUGCGUUGCUCCCUCUGGCAGCAGCCGUUCCCCAUGUCGUUCGUGGAGCUGAGCCUACCUAUGACUAUAUCGUUGUCGGAGGUGGCACAAGCGGUCUGGUAGUUGCCAACCGUCUUUCCGAAAACGAUGAUAUCAAUGUUUUAGUAAUCGAAGCUGGAGGCUCGGUAUACAACAACCCCAACGUGACCUCCACGACUGGAUAUGGAAAAGCAUUUGGCACCGCCAUUGAUUGGGCCUACAAGACCGUGGAUCAGGAAUAUGCUGGAAACUAUCCCCAGACGGUGCGUGCUGGAAAGGCGCUUGGAGGAACAUCUACCAUCAACGGAAUGGUGUAUCUCCGUGCGCAGAGUGCUCAGAUCGAUGCGUGGGAGGAAAUUGGCAACAAGGACUGGAACUGGAAGAACCUGUUCCCUUACUACCGCAAGGGUGAACAUUUUCAGGGAACCAACUACUCUUGGUUGGAAGGUUCUGGCGUCGCAUAUGACCCAGCAUUCCAUGGAUUCGAUGGUCCCCUGAAAGUUGGCUGGUCCGAGACGCAGUUGAACGAUGGACUCGCCCAGAAGUUGAACACGACAUAUCCAAACAUGCCUGUUCCUGUCCCUUACAACAUCGAUCCCAAUGGAGGCAAAAUGAUCGGAUACGCUCUUUACCCAAAGACAGUUGAUUCGAAAUUGAACAUCCGUGAAGACGCUGCCCGCGCCUACUACUAUCCUUACAAGGCUCGGAGCAACCUUCACGUGUGGCUCAACACCAACGCGAACAAGCUCACCUGGAAGACUGGUGAUGAGGCCACUGCUGAUGGCGUUGAAGUUACCCUGGCCAAUGGCACCACGACUGUUGUCAAGGCUUCCCGUGAGGUUAUUCUCGCUGCAGGUGCAUUGAAGUCCCCUGUUUUACUGGAACUUUCCGGUGUUGGAAACCCAGACAUCCUUUCAAAGUAUGGAAUUGGCACCAAAGUGAACCUGCCAACGGUCGGCGAGAACCUCCAAGAUCAGAUGAACAAUGGUCUUACCUAUGAUGCCAAAACAAGCUACUCAAAUCUCGCGGACUAUGUUGCAUACCCCUCCGUGACUCAGUUGUUCUCCAACGCCACGGCUGUCGGUGCCCAGCUUCUCAGCAAGCUCCCUGCCUACGCCGCCCAAGUCGCGUCCGCCAACGGCAACGUCACCAAGGCGGCUGACAUCGAGCGCUUCUUCAAAAUCCAGUGGAACCUGAUAUUCAAGUCGCACAUUCCCGUUGCCGAGGUCCUCGUCGAGCCAUCCGGGACUACCAUGGGCACUGAGUACUGGGGCUCCGUUCCCUUCUCCCGUGGAAACAUCCACAUCUCCUCCGCCAACCCGACCGCUGCAGCCACCAUUGACCCGAAGUACUUCAUGCUCGAUUUCGAUCUCCACGCCCAGAUCCAGGCCGCUCGCUUCAUUCGUCAGCUUUUCAAGACGGAGCCGUUUGCCGAUAUGGCCGGCGCUGAGACUAAACCCGGUUUCUCUACCGUUGCUGCGAACGCUAAUGACCAGGGAUGGUCGUCGUUCAUCAAGAACAAUUUCCGUUCGAACUUCCAUCCCAUUAGCACAGCUGCGAUGAUGCCGAAGGAUAUUGGCGGUGUUGUUGACAGCUCGUUGAAGGUCUACGGCACCUCCAACAUCCGCAUUGUGGAUGCUUCUGUUAUCCCUUUCCAGGUUUGCGGACACCUGCAGAGUACCGUAUACGCUAUCGCUGAGCGAGCGGCCGAUAUUAUCAAGGGCCAGAUCUAG